Messenger RNA from Musa acuminata AAA Group (dessert banana), 2285 nucleotides. Its product is annotated as THO complex subunit 1-like. NCBI's taxonomy places the organism in Eukaryota, Viridiplantae, Streptophyta, Magnoliopsida, Zingiberales, Musaceae. The record is from RefSeq and is a predicted model, not a curated record. The coding region runs from base 126 to 2087 and encodes 653 amino acids. Gene Ontology annotation, biological process: mRNA export from nucleus; regulation of DNA-templated transcription elongation. Gene Ontology annotation, cellular component: THO complex part of transcription export complex. The transcript is spliced from 21 exons.
GUCCGCCUCUUUGGAGCCGAGGGCAAGUUCACCUCCGUCGGCUGUGAGAUAGAUAGAUAGAUAGAUAGAUAGAUAGAGAGAGACAGAGAGGGAAGGGGGUGAAGCGCAGCUGCGGACGCUUCGUCAUGGCGGCGGAAGCUCCGUCCGGCCUCCGCAUCCUUCUCCACCAGAACGUCAAGGAGCGCGGUUCCGUGCCCUUCUCCAGCCACGCCGAUCGGGACCGAGUCAUUGAAGUAUUUAGAAAAUUAUUGCUGAAAGGUGACCUUCCUGAAAAUUUUGCUCUUCAAGCAGUCCAAGAAGCUAUAAAGCCUCAGAAACAAACUGUGCUGGUCCAAGAUGAGAACCAAUCCCUGGAAAAUGCACUUCGGACAUUACUUCAGGAAUUAGUGUCAUCUGCAGUUCAAUCAGGUGAAAGGAUGAUGCAAUAUGGCCAAACGAUUGAUGAAGGAGAAAGUAUCCAUGGACAAAUACCACGCUUUCUUGAUAUUGUUCUUCAUCUCUGUGAUAGAGGACAUGUUGAAGGUGGCAUGAUAUUCCAGCUGUUAGAAGAUUUGACUGAGAUGUCAACCAUCAAAGAUUGCAAAGAAAUUUUUGGAUACAUUGAGAGCAAGCAAGAUAUCUUGGGUAAGCAAGAGCUUUUUGGUAGAGGGAAGCUUGUGAUGCUCAGAACGUGCAAUCAACUCCUUCGAAGACUGUCAAAGGCAAACGAUGUUGUAUUCUGUGGACGUAUUCUUAUGUUUCUUGCCCAUUUUUUCCCACUAUCAGAGCGCUCAGCUGUAAAUAUUAAGGGAGUUUUCAACACAUCAAAUGAAACUAAGUAUGAGAAAGAUGCUCCUGAUGGAAUUACUGUUGAUUUCAAUUUCUACAAAACCUUUUGGAGUUUACAGGAGCAUUUUAGUAAUCCAACUUCAACAACCCUUGCACCGUCCAAAUGGCAAAAAUUCGCAUUUAACUUGAUGGUUGUGUUGGACACAUUUGAAGCUCAGCCUCUUAGUGAUGAUGAUGGAAAUGUGAAUACUCUUGAGCAAGAAGAGGAGGAUGCUGUUUUCAACAUCAAGUACUUGACAAGCAGUAAAUUAAUGGGACUAGAGCUGAAAGAUCCCAGUUUUCGCCGCCAUAUCCUUGUUCAAUGUCUUAUAUUGUUUGAUUUUCUAAAGACCCCUGGCAAGAAUGACAAAGAUGGGCCCUCCGAAAGCAUGAAAGAAGAAAUUAAAUCUUGUGAAGAGCGUGUUAAGAAACUUCUAGAGGUCAUUCCUCCAAAGGGGAAGGAGUUCCUUCAAAGUAUAGAGCACAUAUUGGAACGUGAAAAGAAUUGGGUUUGGUGGAAACGAGAUGGUUGCCCAGCAUUUGAGAAACAACCUACUGAGAGAAAGAUUGGUCAUGAUGGAGCCAAGAAACGCAAACCAAGGUGGAGGCUAGGAAACAAAGAGCUAUCUCAACUAUGGAAAUGGGCAGAACAAAAUCCUAAUGCUUUGACUGACCCUCAGCGUGUUCGAAUGCCCUCAAUCACCGAGUAUUGGAAACCUCUUGGAGAGGAUAUGGAUGUUUCUGCUGGAAUUGAAGCUGAAUAUCAUCAUAAAAACAAUCGUGUUUACUGUUGGAAAGGCCUACGAUUUUCAGCCCGACAGGACUUGGAAGGAUUUUCUCGAUUUACUGAUCAUGGCAUCGAAGGAGUUGUACCACCAGAACUUCUACCACCGGAGGUUCGGUCCAAGUUUCAUACAAAACCUGGUGACAAGACAAAACGAGCUAAAAAGGAAGAAGCAAAAGGUGCUGCAGCGCAGCCCGAAGAUAGUCAGGUAGCAUCAGCUGCAGUUGAGACUGAUGGUGUUGGUAGUGGAGCUGAGCUUGAAGAUGGAGUGGCUCCUAUGGACUCUGAUGCUACAGCUGGAGAAGUUCAGAAGCAGAGCCCUGAUAUGGACUCUGGCCAUGAGGCUGGCCAAUCUGAAGCUGAAGGUGAAGCCGAAGGGGAUGCUAAAACUGAUGUCAAAAUGGAGGUUGAGGCUGCAGUUCAUGAUGAAACAAGUCCAAAGGAAGAUGGCAACCCAACAAGCAGAGAUACACGUAGCACUCGCAAAGAAAACUGAUUUCUUAGUUGUAGCAGCUUUCUGCCUCUCUCAGCUGCUGAUCGAGACAGCAAUAGAAUCCCAGCAAAGAUGAAACUGCACUGUUAUAUAGAGCUCUCAUUUUCUUCAAAUCUUAAUGAGUUGUAUAUUGCUAACCGGGAGCAAGAACCAGAUGUUUUAUCUGUCUAUAAACACUCUCAAUUGAGGCCUUUUAAGACA